GUUGCGUACUAUGCAUGGCCACGUUUCGUUUCCCUGGAGGCGAUGGAAAUCGUUUGGGAGACCGUCGAGUUCGUCGGCAACACGGUCAUUUUCUUCCUCGCCGGCCUCCUUUUUGCCGAUACCGUGCUGGAUUCGCUGGGCAUUAUCCACCUCAGCGACUUCGGCUACCUUGUGCUGGUCUACCUUGCGCUCCUAGUCAUACGAUCCCUCAUGCUGGCGAUUCUGUGGAUUCCGCUCAACAAGGUCGGCUCACCGGUGGAUCCACGUGAGGCCAUCGCAAUGAUCUGGAGUGGACUUCGAGGUGCAGUGAGUUUGACCCUGGCGAUCAUCAUCGACGAGGAGCCACUGGUCUCGAGGGAGAUGGGUGCCCGCAUCAUGUUCCACGUGGGUGGUAUCGCUGCGCUGACGCUUCUGAUCAAUGCGACGACUGCGGCACCGUUGCUGCGGGCACUAGGACUUGCGAGGAGCUCUCGUGCAGACGAGAAGAAACUGGCUGUGCUCUCGAAACAUCUGGCCGAGCACACUGCUCACGCGGUGGCGGCC
Messenger RNA from Symbiodinium sp. CCMP2456, 543 nucleotides. The record is from the annotation of a GenBank genome assembly. NCBI's taxonomy places the organism in Eukaryota, Dinophyceae, Suessiales, Symbiodiniaceae.